AUGGACUUCCUGGUCGAGUCGUGCCACCCCCUGCAUACGAUUGAGGCGGUUGCCAAUGGUGAAAGGAGAUACCAGGACUCGCCUCCUGACCAGGCUGAGGUUGUAGGGACGAGGCCGUUCCCAUGGGGUGGCCGACUGGAGGCCCGGUUGCCUGAACCCUUGCUCUGCUGGGAGACGCUGGGUAAGGGCCGUAUGAUGCUGCCGUACUGGGAGUUCCAGAGGGAUAUUGCCCAGGUGGUGGGGGUUGCUGGUCUCGUUGAUGGCGCGGUGACACCGGUACCUGAGCUGGCAGUAAUUGAGGGUAUUGACCACCUUGUGCAGAAGACAUAA
Messenger RNA from Clonostachys solani, 330 nucleotides. The record is from the annotation of a GenBank genome assembly. NCBI's taxonomy places the organism in Eukaryota, Fungi, Ascomycota, Sordariomycetes, Hypocreales, Bionectriaceae.